Cavia porcellus (domestic guinea pig) is the source of this 3732-nucleotide messenger RNA. It is a transcript of the gene Sncaip, whose product is annotated as synuclein alpha interacting protein. The record is from RefSeq and is a predicted model, not a curated record. Gene Ontology annotation, molecular function: ubiquitin protein ligase binding. Lineage: Eukaryota; Metazoa; Chordata; Mammalia; Rodentia; Caviidae. The transcript is spliced from 12 exons. Bases 359 to 3262 code for a protein of 967 amino acids.
CCCGGCGCUUUGUGCGCCGCCCGGGCCCCGGCGCGGUGUGGGGGUCUCCAUGGCAACGGCAGCGCGCUCCCUCGGGCCGGGCCGGGACGGGACCGGGUCAGGAUCGGGAUCGGAACGGGGCCUGGGCCGGGGUCGAGACCCAGCCGGACCGGGCGGCCCCUCCCUCCCGCUAGUCCUCGCCGCCUGCCGGGCGGGCGCAGAGGCUGCGCUGCGCUCUCCGGGCGGUGGGCGUCGCGGGCCGGGACUGCACGCGGCGGGGAACCGGGCAGCGCCGUCCACCGGCGAGCGGCGGCGCGGGCCGGUCUGCAGGUGGAAAUUAUAAAUAUUUGACGUUACUCAAAAUGUGCAAAGAAGAAUAAUGGAAGCCCCUGAAUACCUUGAUUUGGAUGAAAUCGACUUCAGUGAUGAUAUAUCUUAUUCAGUCACAUCACUCAAGACCAUCCCAGAACUAUGCCGAAGAUGUGACUCACAAAACGAAGACAGAGCAGUUUCCAGUUCUGGCUGGAACUGUGGCAUCUCCACUCUUCUGACAAACACACAGAAGCCCACAGGAAUCGCUGAUGUGUACAGUAAGUUCCGCCCAGUGAAGCGGGUUUCCCCACUGAAACAUCAGCCAGAGACUCUGGAGAAUAAUGAAAGUGAUGAUCAAAAGAACCAUAAGGGAGAGUACCAGAAAGGGGGUGAGUCUGACCAGGGCCCCCAGGCUGAGGAGCUCAGCCCCGAAGAUGGAGGGGGCAGCGUGCCAGGCAAAAGCUCUGAACCCAGCAGUGCCCUGGGAGAACUGGAACAUUAUGACCUCGACAUGGAUGAGAUACUGGAUGUGCCUUACAUUAAAUCCAGUCAACAGCUGGCCUCUUUUACCAAGGCACCUUCAGAAAAAAGGAUUUUGGGUCUGUGUACAACCCUCAAUGGCCUUCCUGGCAAAGCCUGCUCUCCAGGAAGCUCGGAGAACUCUCCUUCCACCAUGACGCCGUUCUGUAUUCUUUCCCCUGUGAAAAGCCCGCCCUCGAGGAAGGCACCAGCUGUCUUCCGUGACCCACACAAGUUACUCACCGAGGCAGCUGAGAAUUCGCCUCCUUCUGGUAAAUGUGUCCCGGCCUAUGCACCUGAAAACCAGAAUAAAGGCUUCUUAAACAAGGCCUUUAGUGAUCCACAUGAUCGAAAAAUGGAGAAGACAGCUCCCGACUGCCACCUCAGGGCCUUCCACUCGCAGUCCUCAGCGUCAGAACCCAACCUGGAGGAGCAGGUCAGUGGCACAGCCUGGACCAGCUCCCAAGGCCCAGAAGAAAGGAACGAGCAUCUGAAAAAAGUAAAAAGCAUCUUGAACAUCGUUAAAGAAGGACAAAUAUCUCUCUUGCCACACCUAGCUGCAGACAAUCUAGACAAAAUCCAUGAUGACAGUGGGAACAAUCUGCUACAUGUUGCUGCGUCACAAGGCCACGCAGAAUGUCUGCAGCACCUCACCUCUCUGAUGGGGGAAGAUUGUCUCAAUGAGCGUAACGUGGAGAAGCUGACCCCAGCAGGCCUGGCCAUCAAGAAUGGCCAGUUGGAAUGUGUACGUUGGAUGGUGAGUGAAACUGAAGCCAUUGCAGAGCUGAGUUGCUCUAAGGAUUUUCCAAGCCUUAUUCACUAUGCAGGUUGCUAUGGCCAGGAAAAGAUUCUCUUGUGGCUUCUUCAGUUCAUGCAAGAACAAGGCAUCUCCCUGGAUGAGGUGGACUACGAGGGCAACAGUGCUGUCCACGUGGCCUCGCAGCACGGCUACCUUGGGUGCAUACAGACCUUGGUGGAGUACGGUGCAAAUGUCACCAUGCAGAACCAUGCUGGGGAGAAGCCUUCGCAGAGUGCAGAGCGACACGGGCACACCCUGUGUUCUCGGUACCUCGUGGUGGUGGAGACCUGCAUGUCGCUGGCCUCGCAGGUGGUGAAGCUGACCAAGCAGCUGAAGGAACAGACUAUGGAGCGUGUGACACUACAGAACCAACUCCAGCAACUCCUGGAAGCCCAGAAAUCCGAGGACAAGUCCCUUCCUUCUUUGCCCAGUUCACCUGCUUCCAGAAAGUCCCACUGGAAAGUUCCAGAUGCAAGUGAUGAGUCUGUAGCCAAAAGCAAACCAGGAGUUCAAGAAGGGAUUCAAGUUCUUGGAAGCCUGUCAGCAUCUAGCCGGGUCAGAGCCAAAGCAAAAGAUGAAGAUUCUGAUAAAAUUCUACGCCAGUUAUUGGGAAAGGAAAUCUCAGAGAAUGUCUGCACCCAGGAAAAGCUGACUUUGGAAUUUCAAGAUGCUCAGGCUUGUUCUAGAAAUCCUAAAAAGAUCCCUCUGGAGAAGAGGGAGCUGAAGUUAGCCAGGCUGAGGCAGCUGAUGCAGAGGUCACUGAGUGAGUCUGACACAGACUCCAACAACUCUGAGGACCCCAAGAAUACCCCUGUGAGAAAGGCUGACAGGCCCCGGCCACAGCCCAUUGUGGAGAGUGUGGAAAACAUGGACAGCACAGAAAGCUUACACCUGAUGAUCAAGAAACACUCUUUGGCAUCAGGACGCAGGUUUCCUUUCAGCACCAAGGCCUCGAAAUCCCUGGAUGGCCACAGCCCAUCUCCCACCUCAGAGAACAGUGAACCAGACCUGGAAUCCCAGUGCCUGGGCCUGGGGAGCAUUCCUCCGAGCCAGCCUUCUGGAGACCCCACACAGUCCAACCCUGACAGCGCUGCUGCCCAGAAAGUUGCCACAAGUCCCAAGAGUGCCCUCAAGUCCCCAUCUUCCAAGCGUCGGACAUCUCAGAACUUGAAACUCAGAGUUACCUUUGAGGAGCCCGUGGUACAGAUGGAGCCGAGCAGUGUCCUUGAACUAGAUGGAGACAAAGACAAAGACAGAGACAAAGGUAGGACCCUCCCACGGAACUCCACAAGUAGUGAAUCUGGGGAGCAACUGAAAAGGCCUUUCGGAACCUUCCGGUCCAUCAUGGAGUCCCUGAGUGGCAAUCAGAACAAUAAUAAUAACUGUCCAGCAGCCAGCCAGCUGAAGACAUCCACGCUGCCCUUAACCUCACUUGGAAGGAAGACAGCAGACAACAAGGGAAACCCUGUGAGCUCCGCUAGCAAAGGAAAGAGUAAGGCUGAGAUGUACAGCAGCUGCCUCAGUCUUGCCUCUAACACGCUGAUUGAAGAGCAUCUGCAUAACUGUGCACGGCAUAAUGACAUCAACAGAAAAAUGAAGAAAUCCAACAUAAAGCACAUUGCUGAGCCAGAGUCAAAAGAACUGUUUUUGUAAAUCAGUUUUUAAUAUCCCUUUAAUACUGAUGCCCUCUGGACACCAUUGGACAUUACUGGACUGUCUUCUGGGGAAGUAGAUUGAUGAGAAAUAUGCCUCACCAGCAGAUGGACAGACUGUCAGGAUGCCUUAAAUUUAUAGGAUUAGACUAGAAGAUACAUUUUAGGGUAUAUUUGUAUAUAUAAUUUGUUUUUUUAAAGGUGCUGUUUAAAAGAAUGGUUGGGCAAAUAUAUGUUUUUGACAUUGGAUUGAUCCAACCUACUCACAGGACCCUCAAGCCACUGACACAAUUUUGUAUUCGUUGAUUGCAUGAGUGAUUUGCUAAUGUCAGUCAGACUUCCUUGUCUCCCAUCACAGACAGCUGUGACUUAGCUCCUCACUGAGACCAGGUUUGUGGUGGUGUUUCUGUUAAGUGUUUUUCUGUCAUUUCUACUUUUUUUAUAAAGGAAAUAAAACAAGGUUAACAGCCA